Molecule: messenger RNA, 639 nt
Organism: Arvicanthis niloticus (Nile rat)
Lineage: Eukaryota; Metazoa; Chordata; Mammalia; Rodentia; Muridae
Product: MHC class II regulatory factor RFX1-like
Biological process (GO): regulation of transcription by RNA polymerase II
Molecular function (GO): RNA polymerase II cis-regulatory region sequence-specific DNA binding; DNA-binding transcription factor activity, RNA polymerase II-specific
Source: RefSeq, a predicted model, not a curated record
CGUUGGAGCAGGACUUCAAGGUGACGCUGCAGCAGCAGAACUCACUGGAACAAUGGGCAGCCUGGCUGGAUGGCGUCGUGAGCCAGGUGCUCAAGCCCUACCAGGGCAGUUCCGGCUUCCCCAAAGCAGGCCAAGCUCUUCCUCCUCAAGUGGUCCUUCUACAGGUGCGCGCCUGUGAAGCCCGGGGUGUGGCUGGGAGGGAUGAGACCAGGGGCAUUCCAGUGUGUGAUAGAGAAGACCUUCCUUCAAAGGUGCGCCUGCAAGAAGUGCUCCAUGGUAAUCCGGGACCUGACCUGCGCAGUGCUGCCAGCUUCGGCUCCUUCCACCUCAUCCGGCUGCUCUAUGACGAGUACAUGUACUACCUGAUCGAGCACAGAGUGGCCCAGGCCAAGGGCGAGACUCCAAUCGCAGUCAUGGGAGAGUUUGCAAACCUGGCCACCUCACUGAAUCCCUUGGACCCUGACAAAGAUGAGGAAGAAGAGGAGGAAGAGGAGAGUGAGGAUGAGCUGCCACAGGACAUCUCGCUGGCAGCUGGCAGUGAAUCUCCCGCACUAGGCCCAGAAACUCUGGAGCCACCGGCGAAACUGGCGCGGACUGACACUCGAGGCCUCUUUGUGCAGGCCCUGCCCUCCAGUUAAG